This is a messenger RNA of Nothobranchius furzeri (turquoise killifish), 1731 nucleotides long. It is a transcript of the gene hce2l1, whose product is annotated as high choriolytic enzyme 2-like 1. NCBI's taxonomy places the organism in Eukaryota, Metazoa, Chordata, Actinopteri, Cyprinodontiformes, Nothobranchiidae. Gene Ontology annotation, biological process: proteolysis. Gene Ontology annotation, molecular function: zinc ion binding; metalloendopeptidase activity. The record is from RefSeq and is a predicted model, not a curated record.
UUAUCUGAUAGUAUGUCACAAAAUCACUGGUUACCAGUUCGCUCAUACUCAAAAUUGCUGGUCUGACUGGGUGGACAGUCGCGCCAAUGAUAGCAGCUGCUGAGCUGCAGCACAUCCAGCUGCAAAACACCUCUAAGUGUCUCUUUUCUGAAAGUGCUGAGUAAUGAAGGUCAGCAUGUGGACCACCUGUUGCGGAUCAGUAGUGGACUUGAGGAAAUUACACCCACUGGAUGAUGAGAGGUCUUGUGCCGCUUCAUCACAGAAGAGGGGUCCAAUCAGUAGAAAGCUGCAGAGGAGAAGUGGGUAUAUAGAUUCAGUGGAGGUGGCGACUUUUACGUUGCUUCUGCACUGGAAGACGACAAAUUCAGACUCAAACAUGCAAUCUCUGAUCCUUCUUCUGGGCGUCUUGUUCGGCUUUCCAGCCCAGGUGGAUAUGCUACCCGUUAAGAAUUCCACUGAUGUUCUGGAGGGCAAGCCAAGACCAAAGAGGAAGUACUCUGAUGAAAUUCCAGACUUUGAUGACAUGACUGCAAUGGAUCAAAUCCUUGUAGUCAACAGCAGACUGCGAGUGCCCAGAGGACUGUCCUUCAGGGAGGGAGAUAUUGCCUACUCUUAUGCACGGAGUGCCAUAAACUGCCCUGACAACACCUGUCUGUGGCCUAAAUCCAUUGAUGGAUUUGUUUAUGUGCCCUACAUCCUCUCGCCCUUAUAUGAUGACAUGGACAGAAUCACCAUAGAAACCGGGAUGCAGGACAUUUCUGCCGGAUCAUGCGUUAAAUUUGUUCCUCGCACUCAUGAGGCUAACUUCCUUGACGUCCAGCCUCGAUAUGGAUGCUGGUCGUUUCUGGGACAGACUGGAGGAAGUCAGGUCUUGUCACUGCAGAGUCCUGGGUGCAUGUGGGCAGGGAUCGCUGCUCAUGAGUUCAUGCACGCGCUCGGAUUUGUACACGAGCAGUCCCGCUCAGACAGAGACCACUACGUCACAAUUGUAUGGAAAAACAUCAUGCCAGAACAUAUCCAUAACUUCAGAAAACAGGCAACGAACAAUCUCAACAGCCCAUACGACUACAGCUCUGUCAUGCAUUAUGGACGAUACGCCUUCUCUGAAGACGGUGGACCAACAAUCAUUCCCAGACCAGAUCCUUACAUUCCAAUUGGCCAGCGAGACGGACCAAGUGCUCUGGAUCUUCAUAAAAUUAACACCCUGUAUGACUGUGGUCCUAAUGAGUAACUAAAUCUCUGUGGAAAUCUCUGCUCUAAAGUCCUGCCGAAUGUGGAAAAUAGUUUAUUAUCAUUCAGGCUAAUUCAUUUUUAAUAGGCAGAAUUUUUUUUUGUGUGUGUUUGUGUUUUUAGUUUGUGUCGGCUUUUAGAUUGUGUCCACUCAUCUUUGGGUACAAAUCCAUUGAUUGCCAUCAAACUAUUGGAUAUAUCAACUAAAAUAUGAAUUCUAUGAAUAUUCAGCCUCCCCUGUGACAAAGCUUUGUAGAUAAUAAUUUUGUACAAUCGUCUGCUCUUUUUGCUUUUGCUUUUUGAUUCCUAAUAAAUAAAAUGCAACAGAAAAAAGUUGUGGUCACUUUUACAUAUGAAUCAUCUGUGUUUUUCAGCAAUAAAUGAACAAAUCAAUUAAAUUCUAUUAUGCUGUAUUAUUUUUCGCACAAGAUCUUAAGAAAAUCUUGUACUUUCCCGUUGACAUGCCAAAUCAUCACACAUGCAUGUGAACAAAAUGUAUAU